AUGGUUGAGACUGCGCCAGAGGCAGAUGCCAAUACUCAUAACAAUGCCCCCGCCCGAUCUUCAAGUAUCGGGUUUAAUAUGGGAAGGCAUUCUUCGUCCAACACGCGCAUAAACGAGAUAUUAGAGAACGCUCGUGAACGCGCCCAGUCAAUGGCUCCUACUGCUUCUCCCACCAACCUCUCCCCCAUGCCUGCUGGCAGUCCUAUCCUCCCACCCAACUCGGCCCUUAAAGCGAAUCCUGCAAACGAUGAUAGUAGCGCCGACGAGGCCACGGGCUUCAUCUCUCAUACACCACCUCUGAACUACAGCUCUCUCAACGUUACAAGCGCUGCGACUUCCGGUCCCCGCGCUCGCAAAACGUCUACUCGAAGCUCGCGCCAAAUACCACCUUCUCGGCCAAACAGUAACGGGGCUGUGCCGAGUUCUCAGGCAAACCAACAGGAUGAACCAGAUGAUGAAGACCAGCCCUGGUGGAAGGCACAGGCGGAAAAGUUCCAUUCCAUAGAGUUGGAAAACAAAGGCAGUGUCGCACGUGAUCAUCUUGCUAUCGAACGAACAUUUCUAGCAUGGCUACGGACGUCCCUUUCGUUUGCGAGUAUAGGCAUUGCUGUUACACAACUCUUCCGACUCAAUACCAGUCUCGAGAGCGGCAACGAUGGCGACAAGAUCUCUGACCGAAACGCUGCGACACUACGACACAUGGGCAAGCCUCUCGGCACAACGUUCCUGGGCAUCAGCAUUCUGGUCCUGUUUCUCGGAUAUAAGCGUUACUUCCAAUCUCAGCAGUAUGUAAUAAAGGGAAAGUUCCCAGCCAGUCGUGGCACAAUCAUGAUUGUUGCUUUCGUUGCCCUGGCCAUCAUGAUUGCAUCUCUUGUGGUGGUGAUUGCUAUACAUCCUUCAGAGCACGAGCUGUAG
Messenger RNA from Fusarium pseudograminearum CS3096, 915 nucleotides. RefSeq lists its product as uncharacterized. The record is from RefSeq and is a predicted model, not a curated record. The coding region runs from base 1 to 915 and encodes 304 amino acids. Lineage: Eukaryota; Fungi; Ascomycota; Sordariomycetes; Hypocreales; Nectriaceae. The transcript is spliced from 3 exons.